This is a messenger RNA of Dentiscutata erythropus, 1574 nucleotides long. Lineage: Eukaryota; Fungi; Glomeromycota; Glomeromycetes; Diversisporales; Gigasporaceae. The record is from the annotation of a GenBank genome assembly.
CUUCAGAACUCGCUUCUCGCAUUAAUCACGUCGGGAAACGAAAUGUACGAAUUCUUCAAACGCAAUUCGGACAAAUGGAACAUCAUAGAUUUUCUAAACGAAUGUUAUAUGGAACCGUUCGAACGAAAGAUAUAUCAAUACCUUAGAUGUCUUGAUACAAUUGCUGGCCGUGAUAAAGGCAAGAGGAAGGAAAGAGCUGAGACACUUCUUAAUAGAUACAGAGAGGCAAGCCACUCGCCAAGCUACAAAACCAAUGCUGGGGCACAGGAUCCUCAAACAGAUCGAAAAAAAGCGAGAAAGUGGGAGAAAGAACGUUCAAGCAAACAAGUUCACCUACACCAGCCAACGUUUGUGGAUGGGACUGCCAUAACCAAUGGAACUAAUAAUGGAACUAUAAAUGGAACAGAAACAUUCAUCAAAAGAGAUUCUUCUUCAAUCGGAAGAACGUUGAGAAGAAGAAACCAAGUAAACUAUGCCGAAAGCUCAUUAGAAGAGGAGACGGAUUCAGAUUAUGAGAAUAAACCAAAGAGAGUGAAAAAAGAAUCCACUCAAUCUUUGGAUAGAUCUUCAAAUUCCCUCCCGAACUUAUCAGAUGAUAACGAGAGUGAUGUGAGCGAGAGUGAUGAAAGGGAGAGUGAAGCAAUUAUUAUCAAAUUGGGUAGAUUAAAAAAACGACUAGAAUCUCAAUCAAGAAAUGAGUGGAUCGUAGGCACAAUUAAUGUGUCAAAAAAGUUUAAAGAAUACCAAAUGCAGUUAAUCGAUAACGUAAUAGAGGGUAAAGUAAAAUUAGCAUGGAAUGACAAAGCACUUACAUCAAUAAUAGUAUUGGUUAAACAAUGCCCAUAUUCUACGUUUACCUCUUAUGAAUGGAAACAAGUAGUUAAUGCCAAUCCUUACAUUAUCAAGGAAUCAGUUUGGGCCAACUCUUUUGCAUCUUCGUUAUCUGAAGCAUGCAAUAACAUUGCAAUAGGAUUAGAUGAUAAUUUCAUAUCAAAUGGAGAAAGUGAUCUUAGUAAAAAAGCUAGCAGAGUAUUUAAUAAUCUAUCUUUGUUGAGACCAUUUUUCUGUGGAGAUUCAAAAGAUUACGAAAUAAGGUUAGAUAAAAGCGUAAAUGGAUCACUGAGAAGACCAGAUUUUAGUUGUAGAAUCGAUAAUGUUGCAAUAUUAAAUUCCGAAGUAAAGCCAUUGGGUUGCACAGAAUUACAAAAAGAUAAAGAUUUUGUUAAGGUACAUUUACGGUCUAAGAGCUCAAUAAAUCAGCUGUUAAAUAAAGGUGGUCCAAAUCAAUCAAUUCUUUUUUUAAACAUGGGUGAUGAUGUAAAUUCAUAUUUUAUGGAUUUACACUAUGAUGGUAUAUAUCGGUCAUGUCCUUUACUUGCCACUAAGUUAGUAACGGAAAGAACAUUAUUUCCAAUGUUGGUAUUGUCAAUUUAUCAUAUUGAUAAGAUAGAGCAACAAGUUCAGAGAAUUGCGAAUGAUUAUAUAGAUAGAAGGUCAAGUUAUUAUAUUCCUCCUGAACAAGUUAAAUACAUUAUUGAAGAACUAGGUUCAUCCGAAUUUAAAGAAUUAUUGAG